AUGUCCGAACCCCAGUCUAACCCUAAUGCUAAUAGUUCGCGUCGUCAUCAUCGUCAUCACCAUCGUCAUCACCAUCACCAUCACCAUCACCAUCACCAUCAUCAUCAUCAUCGUCAUCAGAACCAUUUAAGGGACUUUCAACAGCAAACAUUUCAGCAUCAUCAGUUCAUUGCUUCGAGUUUGAUACUGACUCGGAUUGAAUUCAUCUUCAUCAUCCAUAUUGAACCGGGCGAAUUUCGGUUCGGUGUCUUUGAUGCGGUCUAUCAAAGCAAAGAGGGCUUCAAAUGCUUCCUUCUGUGGCAUAGCCUUAAAGCAAGAGGCGAACUGUUUGGCACUCAUCGUUUAAGCAACUCGGUUUCCCGCAAGGCGAGCUCAGGCGCGGCGACACCGAGGCCCCUCCGGCCCUGUAAGAUGCCUGUUAUUUCUAGCGACGCCCGGGGUAAUUCUAGGUCGGUCGGCAUGCCCUACUGUCGCCGGGCCGAAACUAUCGCCAGCGCAUCAGCGCGACGUGGUCCGUCCUGGCGUGAUCGUGCGCCGGUGGGCAGCCUCGAGGGCACCCGCGCCGUGCCAGUGAACGAGAUGUGGACCAAGCUCACUGGUCUCGUACUCGACCACCUCGAAUUUGCGGACGUGCUACAUUUGCACAUGAUGACCAACUCCGCGAAGCCAUAUUUCGCCAGAAUCGUGAUGAAGAAACUGCUGGAAGAGCUGUGCAUGGGCCAUUUCUACGAGCCUCUGAUUCAGUGCGGCGUCGUGAGCAUUCAAGUGCUGCAAGACGAGGGGCUCAUCUCGAACGAUGAGCUGGAGAACCGCAUUGGCAUGGGCUUCGUACACGUUCGAAAGCUCCGCCGCCGGCUUCGGGCCUGUCUCACUCCUGCCACACCAAUCCCUGAUCCUGCACCAGCGGCGACGGCUCCCGCGCUCGCUGCCGCCGCGCCGGCGAGCCGCGCGAGGCCCAGAGCACCCGGAGCCCCCCCCGUGCCCCCGAAGAGCUUAUCUGUGACGAACGACCGCCGACCGACAGACCAACACGCCCACCAUAGAAACGUAGCUUACAUUCUCAUUUCAUGCUCGAGCUGCCGCAAUCUGGAUGAGCUACGACAGUACUGUCUCAAGGAGCCAUUCUUGCUAACAAACUUGAACGUCAUUGCAAGCUGCGUUCUCUUUUUUUGGCUUGUGUGUCAAAGUCUAUCACAUGCUUCAAAGCACAAGCUGAAACAACCAGGACGUGACAAAAGUUUGCAGAGCGCUGUGAAUACACACUUCGCUUUAACAAUAUUUAUCUUUACUGUGUACUACUCAUUUGUCUACAAGCAGAAUCACAGCAAAGCCCUCGAAAGGCAUCUGAAAAUACUCAACGAUAACAAGUUGUGGCUGUUUGAGUUACAAAGUGCCCUAAGUCACGGCUGCAUCAUAGUUCCGGCGAUAUCGGAGUUUUUUACCUCGACACACCAUUUUGUGCUUCAAACUCUCGCUUACGACAUCCCGCUGUUGAUACUCUGUUACAGCGGAUGGAACGCUUUGGGUAGCUAUAUUUUGCACGUGCCUAUCUAUCAAAUUUCUUUCUUCAACAGAGAUUUUGACUGGAGAUUAUCUGAUGCUUGUGUUAUCUUUUUUGCUGCCUACAUCUACUUGAGCGUGUUUCUCUCAGCCAGUAAGGCGACGCCGAUGGCGCAUCAUGCGUUAAAGGAUCGCCUCCUGGAAUUGGUUGAACUUGGGCAGACGAAUGCUGACUGCAGUCUCCCGCGAAGUAUCAGGCAGUCUCCCGCGAAGUAUCAGGCAGCCCGCGACCUACAUUUGCCACAUGCGUCUCCCGCGUAUACAGGUAUUGACAAACAGAUUUCACCUACAAACAGGGAACUACAAUGUAGGUAUAGAAACGGCAUCAUUAGCAAUAUAUAUGAGGGAAUGUUACCGAGGCACCUAGAUGGUAUUGUUACGCCAAACUGGUUGGCUGCUAUGAGCAAGGAGACCAAUCGUCUGCAAGUCAUGCCCUGGUUGCCAUAUGGGACAUUCUUUCCAUUAGCUUUCCGAGCACGACCUUGUUCGGUUGUGAUGGACGCAUCUGUUGAUGUAGUAUUUACACCACAUCUUGCAGCUUCGUGCGGACCGGAGGCCAAAUUUGUGAUAUGCGUCCGUGAUCAUAUCUCGGCUAUCCAGUCAGCGGUGAACUUUAUUUUAUUCCAAAUAGCAAGAUGGAACCAUAGCCCUAGUCUUCGCCGUUUUAUAUGCAGCAUGCAAGAUCCGUCUAUAUAUUCACAUGGGAGUGGUCUUUCAGAUUACGUGGACCUCUGGAAGAUUUCAUUUACGCACUCAGUUUCAGUUAUAGAGACCACCCUAAAGAUGGAAAAGCAAGCUGAGAGCAUUGGCAUUGUCCCAUUUUUUCGAGCUAUGCGGAUGUGCCCGGAGAGUGACGCCGCUAAGAAGUCGUUUUUGUUUCAUAUCGUGGCUCGUCUUAUCGCUCAAUAUUCAAUGGCGUAUCACAUUUCACAUUUUGCCGAUGCAGUGUCUAGGGAUAGAAUCUUGGUUGUUGAGAACGCAAUAUUGAAGGCUAAGCCUGAACUCGUGUUUCAACGUCUGGGUUCCUUCUUGAAAGUAUCUGAGAAGAAGAGCAAUAACCAUGAUACAAAGAUCAUUUACAAUAAAACCAAAGUUCCGAAUGCCUUCUCCUUUGAGAAUGAUGCCGCGUUGGCUUUGCAUCACCAUUUCAUUCGAGCGGACGAGGCCUUGAUGGACAAACUGAGGUCUGUUUUGGGCUGGGUUCAGUAA
This is a messenger RNA of Aureococcus anophagefferens, 2769 nucleotides long. RefSeq lists its product as hypothetical. The record is from RefSeq and is a predicted model, not a curated record. The transcript is spliced from 7 exons. Bases 1 to 2769 code for a protein of 922 amino acids. NCBI's taxonomy places the organism in Eukaryota, Pelagophyceae, Pelagomonadales, Pelagomonadaceae.